AUGUUGAGACAGCAGCAGGCUGCUGCUGGCGGGUCGAUGCACUCGCGUCGACCCGAGACUUUGAAGAUUGACAUCUCAAAGUAUAGGGGGGUCGAAGAAGACUCCCUCUUGAGAUGGUUCGUCGAAUUGGAUGACGCCAUAAGGGCGCGUCGCAUCGACGACGGGGAUAUGCAAGUUGCAUUUGCCCAGUCAAAUCUGGCAGGACGUGCCAAGACUUGGGCACUGGGGCUCAAGCUGCACGACCCAUAUGCGUUUGGGUCGUUGGAAGUCUUCAAGUCGCGGCUCAGACAAACGUUUGAACCGCCUAGAGCUGAGUUCAGGGCUCGAACCGAACUCUUGAAGCUCAAGCAGGGUAAGCGUGAUGUGCACGCUUACGCUCAACAUAUACGACAUCUUACGAGUUGUAUAAGUUCCAAUCCAGUGGAUGAACACACGUUGGUUUCGGUGUUCAUGCAGGGUCUUGCGGAUGGUCCCGUCAAGACUCACCUGUUCCGGCUUGAACUAGAUUCACUAGAACAAGCCAUUUCCAUUGCGGAGCAGGAAGACUUCAGUCUGAGACAGGCUCGCGCCAGCUCGACAUCAUAUCGUCAACCGAGACGAUAUGACAACGGAGGUCCAGAGCCGAUGGAACUCUGUUAUGUAGAGAGCGAGAAGGUUCGCUCUACAGGCUACAAGAAGUUGCAGAGAUGCAACAGAUGUCAAAAGACAGGACACUACGCUUACGAGUGUAGUGCCCCUCGUCCAGUGUCUCGCGACACUGGGCGUAGUGACCGUCCACCCAUGAGAAAGGGGCAGGGACGAGGGUCCGCAGUUGGUGCAAAGACGCAACAACGGGAUGGACCGUCAAAAAACGGACAGGAUCAGUAG
Molecule: messenger RNA, 867 nt
Organism: Peronospora matthiolae
Lineage: Eukaryota; Oomycota; Peronosporomycetes; Peronosporales; Peronosporaceae
Source: the annotation of a GenBank genome assembly